UUGGCCCACCUUCCACAUCCGGCCACAGUCGGCGACACGUCGCUCUCCUUCGGAGCCUGAUCUGUGUUUACAUAUCACUCGGAGACUCCUUUAUUGACAUACAAUGUUUUAGUACUUGCAGGGGUGGAAUUAAUCUCACAUUCAAAAACAGUCUGCAAAAAUACUCGUGGUUGUGGUUUGUAGUAAAAACAAGGUGUCCAAAUGGGAGAGGUGAGGAAGUUACAGAAGAAGUUGAGACAGAUUGAGAAUUUGGAGAUCAAAAUCAGUCUUGCCCCCGAAGAAAGAUUUAAGAUCUCCAGGAAGGCGGAGCUGCGUUCCAGAUUGGCUGAGCUCCUGCUGCAGCAGUCUGGCCCGCAGCACACUCUGGGGACCGUAGCAGAAGGAAACAAGGAGAAGAUGAAAAGACAAGUAGAGGACGCCCCAGAGGACCUUCCAUCACAGACGCCCACCGCCUCCAAGAUCCCAAAGGGAGCGGGGCAGCUGAAAGCCCCGGCCGCACCAGCGCAGCAGAGUGCCAGCCAGAGGCAGACGGCACCGGGGAGGGAUGGGGAUGGUGGAGCGCGGGGGACGCGGCCAGACAAGGGGCCACAGGGGACCAGGGUGGCGGAUCCCCAACCGUCGGCGGCAGGGUCACACGCCGGACCAACGACGCAGACCGCGGACGCCGAAAACCAGCCUCAAGCCGAGCUACAAGACACAGAGUUGGCCUCCCUGAAAGCGACCUGGGAGAAGGCCAAGUUUCGCUUAAGACUAUUGGAGGGUCACACCGACAUAGUAACCUGCGUGGUUGCUAUUGACAACAUGGUGAUCUCUGGAAGUCGGGACACCACAGUGAAGGUGUGGCACGUCCCGACGGCCACCGAGCAGAGGAACCUGGGAGGACACAGCGGCGGGGUCACCUGUCUGUCAGCCCCUCCCCCGGAGUACUGCGGGAAGCUAGCGCGCACCCUGUCUCUGUCGGAGAAGGAACGGUUCAUCCUGAGCGGCUCCGCAGACUGCUGUGUGAAAAUAUGGUCCUUAAGCACAGGCCAGUGUGUAAAGUCCAUCUACACGUUCAAUGCUGUGACGGCUCUCUGCUUUGUGAGUGCAGAGGGGUGGGGGUGCAUUCACACACACACAGACGGGGGAAAGGUCCAAGGCUGGAGUUGGCAGACACUGGAGAGCUGCCAGUCCAUCAACGCGCACCAGGGAGCAGUGACCUCCAUCCAGGCCCAGGGUCCGCUGGUGUUCAGCGGCUCGGCGGAGGGCGACGUGUGUGUGUGGAGAACCUGUGCUCGGAGCGAGCCCCUGAGGCUGCUGCAGCGCUGGGACAGCCAGGUGACGGGCUGCCGGGGGGGCCAGGGGGGCCGCCUGGCCCUCAGCCCCCGGGGGGACCGCCUCUUCCUGGGCCACGGCAGGGCCUUCAUCAGGGUCCUCCACUGGAGGACAGGAAGCAUGUCCAGACUGACCAACCACAGCAGUCUCUCGGGAGUAACAGAUUGCAUUCAUCAGACACCGGGCCUUCUCAUUGGCUCCUGCUAUGACCUGGCCAAUGGCCAGACCACUCUGAACAUGUUCUCCCUGCCCCAGUGCAGGUACGUGACCUCCCUCACCUCCGCCGAUGUUCCCAGAGUGCUGUGCUUCGCGGCGUGGCAGACGGGGAGCGGCGGCCACCGAUGGGUCACGGGGGGUCAGAGCCUGGUGGUGUGGGAGCAGCUGCCCGCCUCCGCCAAGCAGAGGGGUGAUGUCACAGUGCGGCGAGACAGCCGAUUGGACGCCACGCUGCUGGAGUACGGAAGGCGACACGGACGGGGAUGAAGACGAGGAUAGCUACGGUACUUAGAGCUCCAGCGAGAUGAAGACGGUGAUGAAGAAGAAGACUGCCAAUCCCAAGAUGCAACUGAGGGGGAGUCAAGCUCCUGGCUCCGCUGUGUCCUUCAGUGAGCCUGAGUUGGAAAACACCAGAGGAAGACGCUGUGCCCGGCAGCAAGGAGGAGGAGGAGGAGGAGGAAGAAGAGAAGGAAGAGGGAGAGAGAGAGAGAGAGAGAGAAAGUGAGUGAGUGCCGGAGAGAGUGUGCUGGAGAGAGUGAGAGAGAGGGUGCCUGAGAGAGUGAGAGAGAGUGCCAGAGAGAGAGAGAGUGCCAGAGCCAAGCAGGAGAGAUAGUGACAGAGACCGCGAGCGCCAGGGAGCUUCAGUGUCUGCGAAGUAAAGAGUGACAGAUUGUUUAGUGUUUGAUGACACACUGGCAAACAUACGGACUGCGAGUGUGAGCGUGAGAGCGUUUGAGUAAGUAACAUAUUGUUUUAAGGAGUAUGCUGGUCAUUUUGUAUGUAUAUGUUGUUUCUCAUGCGUUUUACAAUAAAACAUCCACUGUGGCAUGCUACCCUCCGGACCAAACGA
Molecule: messenger RNA, 2380 nt
Organism: Gadus morhua (Atlantic cod)
Lineage: Eukaryota; Metazoa; Chordata; Actinopteri; Gadiformes; Gadidae
Product: mitochondrial division protein 1
Molecular function (GO): protein binding
Source: RefSeq, a predicted model, not a curated record